AUUUCGAGAACUUUGUGAUAAAGAUAAAGGAAAUAAGAGCAAAAAUUAGCAUCGUUCGCGGCGAGAGUUGCGGAGUCGUUUCCAAUGUUGGAAAAGUAGGCCGGAUAGGUGUAAGAAACUUGGAGAACCGCCGCAACACCGAGCGUCUUGUUUUUACUUGUUUGAUGAGAUUUUAUUUUAAAAAUAUUGGCUGAAUUUACUGAGAUGAAUUUACUGUGCGCUAUUUGUUCGGAUCUUUUCCUGCCCUCGGACGAUGUCCACAGUACCACCUGUGGCCACAUGUUCCAUUAUGCGUGCCUUCUGCAGUGGCUGCAACGCUCUCCAACCUGCCCCCAGUGCCGGAACCGUUGCACGGAAUCGAAGCUGGUUAAAGUGUACUUCAACGUAGCGGCCAGCGCUUCGGCCGAAGACGGUGCCCAGCUGCUGGUGAAGCUGGACAACUUGACCCUGCGACUGCACGAGAGCGAAAAAUCGUUGAAAGACUCCCAGAAAAAGAAUGCGGAUCACAAGGAGGAACAGAAAAAGGUGCGCAAAAUAUUGCUCGGCCUGGAGGAUCAGCUACGUGCGAAGGAGACGGCCCUGUUCGCCUACAAACACGAGAUCGAUAUGCUGCGCGGUGAUCGGAAGCAGAUGGUAAAGAUGCAAGAGGAACUGGAUACGCUUCGACCGAAACUGGAAGCGUACGCCACAAUCAAACAGGCGCUAACGGCUACAGUGCAGGAAGUGGAACAGAUGCUGGCGAGCGAUACCCGCCGAGAAACGAUCAUUGCGUUGGCCGCCGCUCUCAAGCGGGAGCUGCAGGCACAGGAAGUGAAGCGGAAAGAGCAAAGUGAUCGAAUACACCGGCUGCAGAACGAGCUCGCAGAAGAGCGCCGUAAGCGGAAAGCCCUCGAGGAAAGCAUCUCGACUUACGAGAGUGAAAUGUAUCGACUCAACCAGCUGGUACAGCCGCAGUUGGCGAAAGAUGGUAAGGACGUAUCCACCGAUAGCAUAUCGCCCGAUGGAUCGAUCAUCGCCAACACACCCGAUCAGGCGGCCUCGGUACGCCGGAAACGCCCAAUGGCAGACGAUCUUAACAGCAGCACACCGCUGACGGAAAAGGUUCGCAAAAUUCUGACCUCAACCUCACCGUACCUGCGCAUCAAGACGAGCAACGUUGGACUAGCACCGCUAAUGCGCUCCGGUCUCAGUGCCAAACCACUGGCCAAAAGCGAUCCAAGCGACACUGCCCGCUUAGCACUCGGGAAAGGCCCUGGCAUGGUGGCUGGAUCCUUGGGCACCACAUCCAAGUUUUCCAUAUUUACCAACCAACGUCCAUCGCAUUCAAUCACAAAACCACCAAGUUUAAGAGAUCCUCUCACCGGGCUCGAUCGUGCUGCUGGUACUUCACAUCGAAAGGAAAAUAUGGAGGAAGAACUGGAACCAGAACGAAGUGAACCACCACGGUUCAAACUCACUUCAUCCACGAUUACGGCAAGACUCAAGUCGGGCAAAUUGAAACGGCAUCCUUCAACGACGGUCACGGGCGGUGGCACAUCGCUCGAAGGAAUCACAGAUCUCGAUCUGGAGGACAUCGUUAACGCAUAAAACGCAACCCGGUGUUCACAAUGGGAUCGUAUCACUUACAAUAAACGGCAUUUGUUA
Messenger RNA from Anopheles darlingi, 1644 nucleotides. RefSeq names its product E3 ubiquitin-protein ligase TRAIP (gene nopo). Bases 205 to 1587 code for a protein of 460 amino acids. The record is from RefSeq and is a predicted model, not a curated record. NCBI's taxonomy places the organism in Eukaryota, Metazoa, Arthropoda, Insecta, Diptera, Culicidae. The transcript has 2 exons.